Molecule: messenger RNA, 1534 nt
Organism: Solanum verrucosum
Lineage: Eukaryota; Viridiplantae; Streptophyta; Magnoliopsida; Solanales; Solanaceae
Product: probable protein phosphatase 2C 55
Exons: 5
Coding region: 322-1503 (393 amino acids)
Source: RefSeq, a predicted model, not a curated record
AUGUGCUCAUACUUAGUGUUUACUAGAGAAUUCUUGAGUUUUUUGCUUAUUAGUUGGUACUAUAAGCAACCAUUGUUUGACAUGAAAUAUGGUGGAUAUAACAAUGUCCUACCUAUAUCCUCUACUAUAUUUUUGUGACUUUUUCCUCCUAAUAUUGGUUACCCUGUUCUUCAGGUGGUUAUGUUGUCUUCAAGUGAAGACCAAAUUGAUGCGUAUUAACAAACGUUCUGGGGAGUACUGAUAUUUCCCGUGUUCUGUGGUACUGGUUGUGUUUCUCUUAUAAACGAGUGUGAGCAAAUUUGUUGUAGUUGAUAAACCAAUAUGCCUAGUAAUUAUCUUUUUAGAGUAAGUGGUGCAUUGAGGCAGGGAAUCCGGAAAUCCAUUUCUGGGCAAGAAAGUGGGCUUCAAUUGGUGGAGAUUUUUUCUGAAGAGCGGUUGUUGUUCGGGAAGUCCUUCUGUUCUGUGUCAUCUGCAAGAUUGUCUGACCUGCAUGUGUUUGUAAGGCCUGAAGCUUUUGCUGCAGCACAGACAAAUUUGAAUAUAGUUAAUCAAAGAAAGAAUAUUUCUGUGAUCAGUGCUAUUCCUCAUGCAUUUGGGUUCAAGGGUUUUCACAGUUCUUCAGCUGCAUGUAUCUCUGCUGGUGCUGCUCCUGAUGUGUCCUUUGAUAACUCUCUCCAUGAGGUCCAACGUGCAAGUUCAGCAAAUUCUUCUGAACAGAAAAUCCAUAUUGACAGAAGCCUGAAGCUUAAUUCAGGGUCGUCUUACCUGCCUCACCCUGAUAAAGAAGAAAAAGGUGGAGAGGAUGCUCAUUUUAUUUGCAUUGAUGAACAAGUAAUUGGCAUAGCUGAUGGUGUUGGUGGAUGGGCUGAUGUUGGUGUUGAUGCUGGAGAAUAUUCUCGAGAACUGAUGGCAAAUGCAGUAAUGGCAAUUCGUGAGGAACCAAAAGGUUCAGUAGAUCCAGCCAGGGUCCUGGAGAAAGCUUAUACACUCACAAGAGCCAAAGGGUCCUCAACUGCCUGCAUUAUUGCCCUUACAGAUCAGGGUCUCCAUGCCAUUAACUUAGGAGAUAGCGGAUUUAUGGUGAUUAGAGAUGGAUGUACUGUUUUAAAAUCCCCUGUUCAGCAGCAUGAUUUCAAUUUUACAUAUCAACUGGAGAGUGGUGGUACUGGCGGUGAUUCACCAACUUCCGGGGAGGUGUUUAAAAUACCUGUUGCUCCGGGAGAUGUCAUCAUUGCUGGAACUGAUGGAUUGUUUGACAAUUUGUAUACCAGUGAUAUAACUGCAGUAGUGGUGCAUGCUAGGAGAGCUCACUUACCACCUCAGGUUGUAGCUCAGAAGAUAGCUGCAUUGGCUCGGGAAAGAGCACUCGACAAAAACAGGCAAUCCCCUUUCUCCACUGCAGCCCAAGAUGCUGGCAUCCGUUUCUAUGGUGGGAAGUUGGAUGACGUAACAGUGGUGGUAUCUUAUAUAACCAGUGACAAAAAUGAGAAACUCACUUUCUGAUUACCCUCUGAACCGCUCGCACAAUGAACAG